AUGCUUGUGCAGGUUCUCUUUCGUCUCCUUACUUUUGCUUUGAAUGCAUUUACUCUGCGGUAUGUUUCAAAGGAAAUCAUUGGCAUUGUAAAUGUGCGGCUGACCCUUCUUUAUACCACAGUAGUGUUCCUUGCCCGAGAAGCCUUUCGUAGAGCGUGCCUGAGCCACUCCACACAGCAGAGCUGGACACAGACUAUACACCUCACCUGGCUUGCUGUUCCAUUAGGAAUCGGCUGGUCGUUCAUUCUAGGGUGGAUAUGGCUUAGAGUUUUGGAAGUCCCGGACCCUGAAAUCAUCCCACAUUAUGGCAUUGGAGUUUUGGCUUUUGGAGUGUCAGCUGUGGUGGAACUUCUAGCAGAACCAUUUUGGGUACUUGCACAAGCUCAUCUUUUCGUAAGGUUAAAGGUAGUUGCUGAGAGUCUUGCAAUUAUCCUUCGUUGCUCAGUCACUGUAAUUCUGGUGCUUCUUUUUCCUCAAUGGGGACUUCUCAUAUUUUCAUUCACACAAAUCCUGUACACCAGUCUGCUGGCUUUAUGUUACAUACUGUACUUUGCAAAGUUCCUGGGCUCUAAGGAGGCAGCGAAAAAACAAUUCCCAUUGCACAGCAUGAAGGAAUUCUUACCUAGAUACUGUGCCACAAAGGACUUCAUAGACUGGAAACAGGCCUGGCUAGCCUGGAGUUUCUUCAAGCAAUCCUUUUUAAAGCAGAUUCUAACAGAAGGUGAACGCUAUGUGAUGACAUUUCUGAAUGUUCUGUCAUUUGGUGAUCAGGGAGUGUAUGACAUUGUGAACAAUCUGGGCUCACUCGUAGCACGAUUUAUUUUCUUGCCCAUAGAGGAGAGCUUCUAUGUCUAUUUCUCAAAGGUGUUGGAAAGAGGAAAGGAUGUUGGGAAUCAGAGGAAGGAAGAGAUUUCUGCAGCAUCCGCAGUCCUGGAGUCCCUUCUGAAACUAGUGACCCUGAUUGGCCUUGUUAUCAUUGCAUUUGGAUAUGCUUAUUCCCAGCUAGCUCUUGAUAUUUAUGGAGGAUCUAUGCUAAGUGGAGGCUCUGGUCCUGUUCUUCUGCGCUGCUACUGUUUGUAUGUUCUCCUGCUGGCAAUUAAUGGUGUUACUGAAUGUUUUACCUUUGCUUCAAUGAGUAAGGAGGAAGUAGACCGGUACAAUUAUGUCAUGCUGGGCCUUUCCCUCAGUUUCCUCUGCCUCUCCUACUAUAUGACUCUUUGGUUGGGAAGUGUGGGAUUUAUCCUUGCAAACUGUUUUAACAUGGGCUUACGGAUCACUCACAGCUUAUUCUACAUUAGGAGAUAUUUCAAGGAGAGCCCCUACCAGCCCCUUGCCGGGCUUCGUCCAUCCACUGCUGUCAUUGGUGUUCUUUGUCUCUGUGCUGCAGUAACCGGAUAUUCAGAGAUGAAUCUGUGCUGUGACAUGGGCUGGCCUUACCGCCUUACACACAUCUUUGUUGGAGCACUAUGUCUGGGUGCAACACUGGCUACUCUUGUCCUUUCAGAAAGCAAACUGAUUCAUUUCAUACGUAGCCAUUUUCUAUCAAAAAAGCCAAAGAAGAAAGUUUAG
Molecule: messenger RNA, 1569 nt
Organism: Staurois parvus
Lineage: Eukaryota; Metazoa; Chordata; Amphibia; Anura; Ranidae
Source: the annotation of a GenBank genome assembly